AGAGAGAACAACGUGCGCCGCGUGUUUCCAAUAAAUUAGGAGCUCCGGGGGACUUUUACGCGCACAGGUGAGGAGUUGGAUGCGCGCAUUUUGGGGGAUACAGCUUGAGGAAGGACUGCGCAAUCAGAAGGCCAUUUCGGAUUUUAUUCAUGACGUUUAUCAGAGCAGCGCUUUGGAUAAAUACCAGAGAUUUGUAACAACCACAUGGUUGGAAGUGAGGCGCUUCAAAUGGACGGUGGUAAUUGCUCCAGCUCGGUGGUGGAUGUGGAUGACAGCCCGGUCUCCAGUCCCAGCUCCAGCCCCAGUCCGGACGGCCGCCGCCGCGGUGAGCUGCACCGGCCCAGGGCGCUGCAGACCGGCGCGCUCGGGGGCCGGGGACGCCCGGCGGCGGCCAACGCGGCGCGGGAGAGGAGCCGCGUGCAGACGCUGAGGAACGCGUUCUUGGAGCUCCAGAGGACUUUACCGUCGGUACCGCCGGACACCAAGCUGUCCAAACUCGACGUGUUGAUACUAGCCACCACCUAUAUUGCCCAUUUGACUCGAACACUGCAGGAGGAAGGCGCGGAUGAAGGAGAGAGCACAAAACAAACAGAAGCGUUACACUCACUGAAAGGUGAAGGAUACCUGCACCCUGUAAAGAAAUGGCCAAUGCGAUCCAGAUUGUACGUCGGAGCAACUGGACAGUUCCUGAACAAUCCUUCCGACUCAGAGAACCAAGGCCCGUCCUCCUCCUCCACUCAAUAGGCCGACAUGAGUUGUAGCCAUGAAAGCGACAUGAAAUUUGCAUGAGCUCAAAAAAAAAAAAAAAAAAACACAACGAAAAA
Messenger RNA from Poeciliopsis prolifica (blackstripe livebearer), 824 nucleotides. Its product is annotated as transcription factor 24-like. NCBI's taxonomy places the organism in Eukaryota, Metazoa, Chordata, Actinopteri, Cyprinodontiformes, Poeciliidae. Gene Ontology annotation, biological process: developmental process; regulation of transcription by RNA polymerase II. The record is from RefSeq and is a predicted model, not a curated record. Gene Ontology annotation, molecular function: RNA polymerase II transcription regulatory region sequence-specific DNA binding; protein dimerization activity; DNA-binding transcription factor activity, RNA polymerase II-specific. Bases 205 to 744 code for a protein of 179 amino acids. The transcript has 3 exons.